Messenger RNA from Patiria miniata (bat star), 4932 nucleotides. RefSeq lists its product as uncharacterized. The record is from RefSeq and is a predicted model, not a curated record. Gene Ontology annotation, biological process: regulation of cell shape; negative regulation of cell adhesion; regulation of cell migration. Gene Ontology annotation, cellular component: semaphorin receptor complex. Lineage: Eukaryota; Metazoa; Echinodermata; Asteroidea; Valvatida; Asterinidae. Gene Ontology annotation, molecular function: ATP binding; protein binding; semaphorin receptor activity.
AUGUCAUCCAUAAUAACCACAGUAGAAGUCAACCACACUAUCGCUUUAAUCGGGACAUCGAGGGGGCAUCUACUCAAGGUUCAUGUGGAAAGUAACACUACCAGCCGACUUUAUGAACGCAUUAGCGUUGACACCAGUCCUGUUCUGCCAGAUGUCAAGGUUAAUGAAUCAACAGGUGUAAUAUUUCUCUUGACAGAACAAAAGUUGGUGAAGCUUCGCGUUGAGAAUUGUGGCCAAUACACUACAUGCGAAACGUGUAUUGGGACUGAUGCAGGGAAUGAUGGAGACCCAUAUUGUGGAUGGUGCACUCUGGAACGAAGAUGUACGAGAUAUUACGACUGUCCAUCACCAGAUGUAUCUACUCGAUGGUUGGCCUACAAUGCUGCUCAGUGCAUUCAUAUUACCGAUGUAGCGCCCUAUGAUAACCUACCAAUAACAGUCACUGAGCAACAGAUCACCCUGACUGUGCAGCAGUUACCUGAUCUAGGGACAGGCCAGAGUUAUGAAUGUUAUUUCGGGUCAUUUGAAUCUCCAGCUACGAAGAAUGGUGAAGUACUAGAGUGUACGUCACCUCCUAGUGAUGGGAUACCUACCAUUCCACAAGGAGAUGAUGCAGUAAGAGUAGUUUCGAGUGUUGAGUCAUCUGAAACUUCAGUUCAAUUCAUAGACACCGACUUCUACUUCUACGAGUGUUCAACUCACACUUCAUGUGUAUCCUGCGUUGGUAGUCGCUGGGCCUGCGAUUGGUGCGUGUUUGAGAACAGAUGUACUCAUGAUAGCUCCACAUGCACACGUGCUAAUGAAAUCAUCAUUACUGGAAAUAACAAUCCAACUGCCUCUGCAGGCAAAGGACCUGCGAUUUGCCCUCAGCUGCUGAACCAGACUGCUGAAGUUCUGCUUCCUAAUACCAUUAUGAGGAACAUCACUGUCAUUACUACAAACCUGCCAGACGAAGCUGGGAUUUCUAGCUAUCAGUGCAGCUUAGAUGUUGAGGGAUCGCCACAGGUUGUUAAUGCAGAACGCAAUGGAAUUAGGAUCACAUGCCAAGCUAAGGCUUACACAUACCUCUCCAAUGAUGAACCAGAGCUGGAAGUGAGACUGUCUGUUUUAUGGUCUGACACAAACGGUUUUGCGCACAUCCUAGAUGACAUACAUGGAUUUGACGUAACAUUGUACAAGUGUGAAGUCCAGAAGCCAGACUGCAGCCGUUGUGUUACAGCCCGCCCAGCGCUCAAAUGUGUUUGGUGUGGUGCCAUGCCGAGCGAGUCUGGUGUUUGCAAACUGAAUGAAAUUUGCAGUGAAAAUAGGGUGACUUUGGAUAACAGAUUGAACUGCCCUGAUCCAGUUCUGAGUGAGGUAUUUCCCUUGACUGGGCCCAUUGAAGGCAACACAGUCAUAGAUGUGAUGGGAACUGAUAUCGGUCGGAGAUCGAGUGAUGUUGUGAGGGUGAUGGUUGGCGAUCAACCAUGUGAUCUGGCUGGAUUAAGCUCAGACUACCAACUCGGAGCAAGUGUCAGCUGCAGAACGAGAGCAGAAAGUGAAGGAGCCGAGUUGGUUACUUUGACAGUCACGGGUGCAGAUGGUACAAUGCAACGGAGCUCAGGAACAGUCAACUUUAACUUCAAAGUUGUCGUCACUGACCUCCGGAAGCCUAAUCAGUCGUGCCACUGGGCGAGUGUAGGUUUUACCUCGAACGCUCACGCUGGCAGUGCGGACACGACCGUCGGAACCCGGAAAGGUCUCUGCAACUCUUCCGAUGGGCCACUAAGCUCUGCUGAGUGCUGGGUCGACAAUCAUAACGACAUCAUUGGUGGUCAGGUUCGGACGGUCGGUAUGCCACUUCUGGCGCUCCUGGAGAGUCGGCAAAUCUUGGGUACGACGAAGACGUCCUCCCACUCGGAUGAGGCCGCAAGAUUUGUCAUACUCUGGAGCGAGCUGCAGGAGUCUGCUACCACGGGGGAGCUCUUUGCCUGCUUGGAUGCAAGCAAUCUCCUCUGGGAAGGAAUCUUGUUGAGCACGCUGAUAAAGAAACAUCUCGGCUUCUACCCGUUGUUCAACCAACUUGGUAGGAUCAGCAUCCUCGGCCGCCCCAUGAAGAUGCUGCAUGGUAGCUGCAACAAGGUCACUCCAGGUGUCAUGUUCGGAUGGAUCAGACGGGUGAGCUGGCCAUGUGUCGGGAGACAACCGGAGGAAAGAAGGACCAUCUCUCCACCUGUUGGCUUGGCUGAGGUCAACCAGGGUUUUGCCUCUCGUAAGGUCAUCUGCGGGGUUGUUCUUGGUGUCGACAUACCGCCACUUGUCAACAUCGGUCAGGGUCUGUAUUUCUGCGACACGGGUGCCAACGAACACUUUAUACCGCUCACAGCCAUCAGAACGGGCAUCUGGUGGGAGAUCUUCUACUACAGCAGGAACGUUGCUGGCCCACUGUCGUAUUUCAAACCCACCGUCAGAAAGCAGGUUUCGCAUCUUCUGGACAAGGGCUUUGGCAUCUGUCUCGACCGGUCCCUGGAGGGUCCAACCCAGCUUAGUGUUGAUGGCAACUGGAGCUCCACGUGUGCCAGACUUGAUUGGAUGUCUUGCCACGAUGAGAUCCGCCUGAUCAGAUCCAAUGAGGACCUGUGGAGAAGCAUUAUUGAUUACGGGCAACUGAAGGUGACGGAGAUGGGAGUAGCGGUGUUGCAGAUCUUCAACAGGAUAUGUGUACUGGGACAGGCACAAGUUACUGGCCGAGAAGGCUCCAGUUACAGUGUACAUCACUUCAGAUGGGGAUGCACAUCAAUGAGGUUCACCAAAGCCAGCUUGAGGAGGGCGAAUUCUUUCUCCUUCCCAUCAGAAAACUUUGGCAGGGUAGGUUUAGGGAUCCCGUGUGAUGAUGCAACAAGGAGAUCCAUAACGGUUGGUGCUGAUGACACCGUUAAGGAGGGUACAGAAGCCAUUGGGUAUGGCAAGUGCGGAGGACAAGUCCCUGGAGUAGGAAUGCCUUGUCUUGGAGUGACAUCACUGGUUACCACUGAUGCGGCUGCAUCCUUAUCACUAAGACCGGAUAGGUGUGAGUUACGGGAACUUGAUGAGCUAUUAGUGCGUUGGCUGCCGGAGUGCUUUGAGGCAACAGACUCAUCUCGGUUCUCCUCGGCCAGAACAUCAUCGGCAUGGUGUUCAGACAUUGUGGAAUGUCAAGGUGAAUCUGUAACAGAGAUGCGGUGCCCGUCUCCUAACAUAACAGACCUCAACAUAAGCAAUGACAACUUGACCUUUGGCUUCAUCAUGGAUGGGGUCACUCAACUGUUGACAUGGUCUCAGGAUAACGAUGCCAGCUUGGAGUACUUUGAGGAUCCAAUGUAUAACAAAUUUGAAGGUGGUAUGAAGGACAAAGAAGGAGAAACCUUGACAAUCACGGGCGAGCGGAUUGACAGCGCCAUCACAGAGGGAGAAAUCAUCGUGAAGAUCGGCGUAGAGAGCUGUCCCGUUAGCCUGAUCGCUGAUUCAGCACUCGUAUGUGAAUUGCCCGAGGAGGCACCAGCAGCCGGUGACUACAUGGGAGAAGAUACCGGGAAAGGUCUGCCUGUGGUAUGGGUUCGCCACAAUAACUUAAAAUUUAGGUUGGGCUAUUUGGUCUAUCCCAGUACGGUGCCACUUGUCGCUAUACUUGUACCGAGUUUGGUCAUUCCACUCUCCAUGGCGAUACUGCUCGCUGCUACCUUCGUGUAUUGCAAACAAUUGCAAAGGAAGCGUACCCACGACAGAAGACUAUUGGGCAGGAUAGUGGCGAUUCAUCUCGAAAUUGAUUCCCACGUCAAGAGACGCAGGUGGUAUAGAUCCCAGAAACAGUCGGAAUCUGCUCAGCCAAAACAAAAGCGCAUUGUCCUGAACAACAAGGUCAGCUUCGUUCCCGACGACAUUCAUAUCGACUUCAGCCAACUGGUUGGGGAAACUCUCGGACAAGGUGCAUUUGGGCGUGUACUGAAAGCUGUUCUACACGAUACGUCAGGGGAAGAUCAAAUUGUGGCCGUAAAGACAGUGCAAGACACCUCGGACCCGAAAAAUGUGGUGAAGUUCCUGGAGGAAGGCCUGAUCAUGAAAACCUUCGACCAUGUCAACGUUCUGGGGCUUCUGGGGUUGACCUUUGACGCGGUCAAAAACCCCUUGGUGGUGAUACCCUUCAUGGCAAACGGUGACCUCAAGACAUAUCUGGUCAAGAAGAAACAGACCUUGGCGACAUCUCUGCUGAUGAGGUUUGCCUCACAUGCCGCACUCGGUAUGAGUUACUUGGCUCAGCACAAGUUUGUCCACAGAGAUCUUGCGGCCAGAAAUUGCAUGGUGAACAGUGAUCUUCUGGUGAAGAUAGCGGAUUUUGGUCUAUCCCGUGACAUGCACGAAUCGGAUUACUACACAAGCGGUGAUGCCCAGGCUAAGCUGCCUAUCAAAUGGAUGGCUCCCGAGUCCAUGGAACGUCGAGUGUACAACGCCAGGACUGACGUGUGGUCAUAUGGUGUGCUCCUGUGGGAGAUUUUCAGUACGGGUGCCAAACCGUAUCCAGGAAUACCCAACCAAGAUGUGUAUGAUUUCUUGAAGAGAGGUCAACGCAUGGAUGCUCCCCAGAACUGCCCGCCAGAAAUCUACGGCAUAAUGGUACGUUGCUGGCAGGACAACCCCAAAUCGCGUUGCACCUUCGUCCAAGUUGCCAACGAGCUGGAAGAACUGUUGGAGGGAGACCGUGACUACGUAGCAGCUCCUAGUGCGGGUGUGGUUGGUAAGCGACCCAUCGAACAUCGCGAAGAACCUGGUGCCACAGACGACAGCUAUCUGGUCCCGAUGCAGCAGGAGACCGCCUUUGGUGCUGACGGCCCGUGUAGUGACGGAGAAACCAGCGGGAGCCAUGCGACCACCGCCCAUGAUCCCUUGGAUUAUGUCAAUAAAAUUGUCAUUAGAUAA